Messenger RNA from Sitodiplosis mosellana (orange wheat blossom midge), 6481 nucleotides. Its product is annotated as ATP-binding cassette sub-family C member 4-like. The record is from RefSeq and is a predicted model, not a curated record. The transcript has 15 exons. Gene Ontology annotation, biological process: transmembrane transport. NCBI's taxonomy places the organism in Eukaryota, Metazoa, Arthropoda, Insecta, Diptera, Cecidomyiidae. Gene Ontology annotation, molecular function: ATP binding; ABC-type transporter activity; ATP hydrolysis activity. Gene Ontology annotation, cellular component: membrane. Bases 844 to 4962 code for a protein of 1372 amino acids.
AUGUGCCACCUUUGCAACAUACGUAACACAAUACACGCUACGUCUUACAUCGAAAAUAUGAUGAAUUGUUUGUUUAGCGUUUUUCUAUCUCACUUUUUCUCAUACAUUGCGUACCUCAUUAUUUUGCUCAAUUUGAUCCAAUGGUGCGCGAGUCUCUUCGAUUUCUACGCAUAUGUGAACACGGAGAUAAAAAUAAAUUAUACUCACACACCAGCGCACAUAUGAUUCGUACACAUGUGUGUAGAAACAAAUACAAAUCGAGUGAUGGUUUUCGGAUGUUUGCGUGUAUGUAACACAAACACCAGCAAAAUAAAUCAUUAUUCAAAGCAUAUCCAAUUAUAUAUUCAAUAAAAGAAGUGCGAUGUAUCUGAACGUAUAUCAGUUUUGAGUUUGUCGGCGAACGUGCCGCUUGAGCUGACUGAAAAAUGAUACGAUUAUCUCAUAAAGGCAUUAUAAUACAAAUUAUACAAUACAAGGUUUUUUAUCUCUUCUACAGAGACUUGAAAUCGUCAUUGCAACAAGUGAAAACUGAUUCGAAUAAAAUAAUCAACGAAAAAAUGACCCAAAUACAUUUCUGUGAUAAAUUUUAGCUUACCGUGCUUAGUUUUAGUGAGUAAUGUGAAAUUGGAUAGUGGAAUUUGCAUUAACGUGAGCCGAACUAUUCUAAAAAUACGAACUAGACCUACGUUUCGUCGUCUAAUUUUGGACAAAAACAAAAUAAAAAGUGGGGAAUUCACAGAUUUCAAGCAGUAAUAAUAAUAGUGAAUGUGAUCGAAUUUUGAAAAAAUAAUAAAUCUUUAAAACGAAUUUGAUAGUUAGUGCACAAUAAAUUGACUUGUGAAAAUGGAGUCAACGCAACGAAAACUACCGCCAAAUCCGCGUGAGAAGACGAAUUUUCUAUCUGUGUGUUUGUUCGCAUGGACCAUUCCAUUGUUCAAAAAAGGCUAUCGCAAAGUAUUACAAUUGGAUGACAUCUUUCAGCCGUUGAAAGAUGAUCGAUCUGAAUUGCUGGGUGACCGUUUGGAAGUAAAUUGGAAAAAGCAACAAGCUAAAUCGAAGCGACCGUCUCUGAUAAAGGCAUUGAUUGCUACACUUUGGAGAGAAUAUGCACUUCUUAGUUUUGUCUGUACAUUCAACGAUAUUGUAUUGCGUUUGGGUCAGCCAUUACUACUUGGGCAGCUGCUGCUUUAUUUUCGUAAAGAUUCAACGAUGACAUAUGAGGAUGCUCUAAUGUACGCAUGUGGAAUUGUAAUUUUAAACGCGCUCAAUACCAUAUUGGUGAAUCAAUUUGUUAUGAUUGCCUUCCACAAUGGCAUGAAAGUUCGGGUGGCCGUAUGCAGUUUGAUUUAUCGAAAAGCGUUGCGGUUGUCGCAAACCGCUCUAGGUGAAACAGCGCCCGGUAAAGUCGUAAAUUUAUUGUCAAAUGAUGUGAACCGUUUUGAUUGGGUGACAGUUUUUUUGAAUUCAAUGUGGACAGCGCCUUUGCUAACUCUAAUCGUUGGAGCUUUGCUGUGGGCCGAAAUUGGCUAUGCCGGAAUGAUCGGCAUCGUAAUCGUGUUCAUUGUUGUGCCAAUUCAAAGUUACACCGGUAAAUUAUCAUCGAUAUACCGUUUGCAAACGGCUCUACGUACUGAUGAACGUGUUCGAUUCAUGGACGAGGUUAUAUCCGGUGUUCAAGUGAUAAAGAUGUACGCGUGGGAAAAACCAUUCACCAAAUUGAUCAACUAUGCACGUCAAAUGGAAUUGAAAAUUGUGCGGAAAAGUUCAUAUGUUCGAGCAUUGUACAUGACGUUCAUGCUGUUCACAACCAGGAUGGCCAUUUUUUGUACAAUGUUAGCGAUUACAGUGCUCUAUGGAUCCCAUGAAAUCACUGCCGCCAAAGUGUUUGUAAUCUCGUCAUACUUCGGAAUCAUUGCACACACAAUGUCACAAAUGUUUGUUAGAGGCGUUGCUGAAAUUGCCGAGGUACUUGUGGCGCUGAAACGAUUACAGAAUUUCUUAGAAUUGGACGAGAAGAAAACGCAAAGCAUUUGUGCGGAGAAAAACGGACGUAAUGGACAUGUUGGCGAAAAAGUCGAAUUCGAAAAAAUCUUUGAAGUUGAAGCUGAUCAUGUGGCCCCGAAUAAUGUGUCUGUAUCGAUUAAAAAUGGCACUGCCAGUUGGACAAUGCCAGCAGUUGCGAACCCAUUACAAAAAGGAACUUCAAAACUGCAUAAAGUCGCCCCACAAGCUAGUGAUCUAGCGCCAUGGAAACCGCCCACUCUUACCAAUAUAAACGUCGAUUUUCCAGAAGGAAAACUCAUUGGGAUAAUCGGUCAAGUUGGUGCCGGAAAAAGUUCAUUUUUGCAGGCAUUAUUACGGGAAUUGCCUUUAGAGACCGGUUCGAUUAGUAUAAACGGAUCCAUUUCAUAUGCAAGCCAAGAGCCAUGGGUAUUUGCUGGAUCAGUUCGACAGAAUAUUCUGUUCGGACAGGAUUAUGAUCGUGAUCGAUACGAUGCCGUUAUUAAAACAUGUGCCCUGGUCAAGGAUUUUGAGCAAUUUGAAAAUGGAGAUCGAACAAUUGUGGGAGAUAGGGGAGCAAGUCUUAGUGGUGGUCAAAAAGCUCGUUUGAAUUUGGCACGCUCUUGUUAUCGAAAAGCCGACAUUUACUUGAUGGAUGAUCCUCUAAGUGCUGUUGACGCCCACGUCGGAACUCAUAUUUUCAACAAGUGUAUUGGACCAAAAGGACGCCUAGCAAGAUUAAAUGCCACUCGAAUUUUGGUUACACAUCAAGUGCAUUUCCUCAAAGAAGCCGAUUGGCUCGUCAUUUUAAAAGAUGGACAAAUCGAAGUGCAAGGGACGCCAGCUGAUUUAGCUAAGAGUGGUGUUGAUUUCGCUAAGCUUGUUGGAACAAAUGAAACUGAUAUUGAGGAAAAUCCCGACAAAUUCGGACGCCAAAUGUCGCGGAAAUCAUCAACACGGUCAGCUUCAUCAAGUUCAUUGAAUGGCAGCACAGAUGGUUCUGAAAUUGAUGAAGAAGAAGAUGAAGGGCAAACCCAAGGUUUCGAACUAGAAGCGAGUUCAAAAGGCAAAGUGCACGGAUCGAUUGCUGGCAAUUAUUUCAAAGCCGGUGCACAUUGGUCAAUUUUGUUUUUGUUGGGCAUUUCGUUUUUAAUUGUACAAUUCCUGGCUAGUGCUGCUGAUUAUUGGGUGGCAAUUUGGACAAGACAAGAAGAAAUGCGUGUCUAUCAACGAGAGCAUAACUCAACACAAUCGAAUGAAUUUGAUGUUUCUGACAACACAGUCACCACUCCUCCAGAUACUGCAGAUCUAUCAUAUACUUUGACCACCGAAAUUUGUAUCUACGUGCAUGGCGCUAUAAUGGCAGCCUUGUUCUUGUUCGCCAUCACCAGAUCGAUCAGUUUCUAUUCAAUAUGUGUACGAGCUUCACAAAAUCUUCAUAAUGCAAUGUUCAACGGUCUCAUUUCAACUACGAUGCGAUUCUUCGAUACAAAUCCAUCGGGGCGAAUCUUGAAUCGAUUUUCCAAAGACAUUGGUGCAACCGAUGAAUUUCUGCCAAAAGCAAUGCUUGACGCCACGCAGGUGAUCCUGGCAAUGUUUGGUUCAAUAAUCGUUGCGGCUACAGUCAACAUAUACUUCCUGGUUCCGGUAUUUGUCAUGGGAUUCGUGUUCAUAUUUAUUCGAAAGAUUUAUUUAAAAACAUCGAAAAAUAUCAAACGAUUGGAGGGAAUUGCUAAAUCUCCAGUAUUUACCCACUUGGCUGCUACUCUAUCCGGACUGUCCACAGUUCGAGCGUAUAAUGCCGAACAGAUUCUCAAACAGGAAUUUGAUAAUCAUCAAAACACGCACUCGGCUUGCUGGUACAUGUUUGCGGCUACAAGCUCCGCCUUCGGCCUGAGCUUGGAUUUCAUGUGUUUGAUCUUCAUUUCAUGCAUUAUAUUCUAUUACAUGCUGUAUGAUACAAAUAUAUCAGGCGCUGAGAUUGGUUUGGCUAUUACACAAGCCAUGUCAUUGACGGGCAUGAUGCAAUGGGGUAUUCGUCAAAGUGCCGAAAUUAGCAAUCAAUUGAUGUCCGUUGAACGUGUGCUUGAGUAUCGUGACUUGGAACCGGAGAAACAGCCAAAGAAACCACGUCAAAUUGCUGAUGAUUUUCCAUCGAGAGGAUAUAUCGAAUUUAGAAAUGUAUUCUACAGAUAUUUUGCCGAGGCUGAACCAGUCUUGAGGGGCUUAUCAUUUGUGAUUAAUCCGAGAGAAAAAAUCGGUAUCGUUGGAAGAACUGGCGCUGGCAAAAGUUCAUUGAUCGGUGCCAUUUUCCGUUUGGCGUGCAUUGAAGGUGAAGUUCUUAUCGAUGAUGUCGACACUUCCACACUCCUUUUGAAAGAUUUACGCAAACGAGUCGCAAUCAUUCCACAAGAUCCAGUUCUAUUCUCGGGCACUUUGAGAAGAAAUUUGGAUCCAUUUGAAGAGUAUCCAGACGAUGACAUUUGGAGUGCUCUAGAGAAGGUUGAGUUGAAAGACGUUGCAUCAGGUCCGUUGGGCUUGCACUCGGCAGUGAUGGCGCACGGUUCCAAUUAUUCGGUUGGUCAACGUCAGCUUCUCUGCUUGGCUCGGGCCAUUUUACGGAAAAAUCGCAUUCUUGUAUUGGAUGAAGCUACAGCGAACGUCGAUCCACAAACGGAUCUAUUGAUUCAACAAACGAUUCGCGAGAAAUUCGCCGAAUGCACGGUUUUGACGGUUGCCCAUCGAUUGCACACAAUUAUUGAUUCAGAUCGAGUAUUAGUUAUGGACACGGGAUACGCAGCUGAAUUUGAUGAGCCACACAAAUUAUUACAAAAUCAAACGGGUAUUUUCUACGGUAUGGUUAAAGCACUCGGACCACAAGAGUUCAAUCGUUUAUCGAAGGUGGCACGAGAAAAAUUUUAUCAAGUACGCAGCACUGAUAUCGAAGAGAUUCGCCUCUGAAAAUAAUGACGAGGCCGAAAAAAGCUGACAAUACGCUUCAAGCCCGCACAAAACGUUCCUCCAGCUUUAAUCAUUGGAAUAGAAAUAAAUAUUCAUCUAAAUCCAUAUUUUCAUUCCGCUGCAUCGAGAUCAUCAUGAUUUUUUUUUCACGAUCUGUUUUUUAGAUAGAAGAGUAGAUAAUUCAGGAAAUUGUGUUACCAAAUACUUAUUUACAUGUUAUGAGAACUAUUUUAAUAAAUAUGCAAGUAAAAAAGGAUUAUCAAUAUCAAGAUAUUGAUGAAAAAAGAAAAAAAAGAUCAAAUUGUUUCAAUGCAACGCACACAGAACAACACGAUUAUAAUCAAGAAAGUAGACUCUCUGCAGCGCCGUCGAUUAGUGACGGCGAAAUCAUCUGUAAAUAGCUGGAAGUGAUUUCGACAAAUUGCGAAAUACUGCAUAAUAACACCGAUUAGUACUGAAUUUUGUCGUCAUAGAUCGACGGCGCUGCAGAAUGUCUUGACACCAAUUUUCUAUGAGAUGAUAAGCGUGUGCACAGAACUACUUACGACCAUUUUCUUUCUCUUCUUUAUAUAGUGAUGACGGUUCUAUACCAUCAUUUUCAAACUUUGCAAUCAAAAUGGAACCUUUAAUCUAUUCCGAUUGUCGUUCUUACUGGUGGGCAUGGUAGUCUAGAUGGGAUAAAUUACACCACAAAUUGGCUCGGUAGUACAGUUAGGGAUCCCACACUUCGUGUGAAACUUUUUUCAAUAUGAUGAUUUUGCUGAUGUGAAGAGUGUUAAUGUGAUCGACAUUCAUAAGAUAAGCUUGAAUAAGCUAUCGAAUUACAUCACCGGUGAUUGUCACGUUGUUAUAAACUUCUGCUUUGGACGCAAUGAUGUUUUGCUAGAACAAUUGCUUAAAUUGGAUCCAGUCCCAUCUCAUCUGCUAUACGGCUAAGAGUUUCGUGAACCUCUAAUCUAUACAGAUUGAAAGACCAUAUCUGUUUAUUUCUUCCGCGCUGGAAUUCUAAGUCAUUCCACCAAAAUCGUUCGGAAUAAUUUUUUUCGUACAUAAGACCAUAUUGGAGUGAAAGAGAGAGAUUCCACUAAUUUUCUGGAUACCACCGGAAUUAUUCCGAUAACUAUCACUGUUCCUUGAAAAUCUUAAUAAUUCCGGUGGGAUCCAGAAAAUUAGUGGAAUCUCUCUCUUUCACUCCAAUAUAGUCAGUCUUACGUACAAAAAAAACAAUUCCGCACGAUUUUGGUGGAAUGUCUUAGAAUUCCAGCCCCGUUGAGAAUUUGUUUCGAUUUUCGGUUUAAAAAUGUUGUUUGGUCUUCUUUGCGGAAUGCAUUGGUCUGACAUAGAAAUUGUUUUUGCUUUCAAGUAGAUAAAAUUUAAAAGCAAUAUAAAAUACUAAUGAAUGAUCAACAAAAUUCGCAUUGUUUCCACUGAACAAUAUACAUUCCAAAACGUAUAAACAUUGUUUUAUUGUAACGUCGUGUUGGAUUUUUAUGAAAAUAAAAAUAUGCUGCAUUCCAAC